GACUCGUUCCGAUGUCGCAUUCACAAAGUAAUUUGUACCUCAGCGAUCGUGUUGUAAUCAACGUCAGUGGGGAACGGUAUGAAACGCUAGAAUCUACUCUCUCUCGUUACCCUAACACUUUACUUGGUUGUCCAACUAAAAGAUCCCAGUACUUUGAUCACAAGCAAAAAGAAUACUUCUUCAAUAGAAAUCGUCAAGUUUUCGACGCCAUUCUAUUUUACUAUCAGUCCUAUGGACGUCUCGUCAAGCCUGAUCUCAUCUCUGAUGACAUAUUCAUGGACGAGAUACGUUUUUUUGAAAUACAAAGUGAUUUUGUGACGGCAAGAGAGAAACUCGAAACAUCACUUUCGGGGAAUCCACAUUCGGCGCGCUCACAGCCGCAGAACCAGCUACAGCGACAAAUCUGGAUAUUGUUUACGUAUGCGGGUUCAUCAUUUUGGGCCAGGAUACUCGGGGUUUGGUCCGUCACUGUGAUUGUCAUGUCAGUCGUAAUACCUUGCAUUGAAUCUCUUGAGUACGAUUUUCAUGAAUCUGUGGGCACGAUGAGGUCAGUACUAGAGGGAAAUACUUAUGCAGUAUUGGAAUCGGGAUGUUAUAUCUGGUUCACUUUCGAAUUGUGUGUGCGCUUUGCGUCCGCUCCAAAAAAGACGCAGUUUUUUCGUCAGCCCUUGAACAUCAUUGAUUUCAUAACUGUUGUUUCAUACUAUUUGGUCUUGCUGAUUGAAGGUAGUAGAUCAGGUUCCUUGUCAGCGAUGAGAGUCGCAAGAAUACUUCGCGUGUUGCGCAUCUUCAAACUUUCGCGUUACUCAAGUGGAAUGAGAAUUUUACUCUUUACAUUCUUAACCAGCCUCAAAGAACUGACAAUGUUUUUAAUAUUUUUACUAAUCUCUGUUCUUCUCUCAUCGAGCGCGGCGUAUUACGCAGAGUAUGGAGAGCCCAAGAGUAACUUCACUUCUAUUCCUGCCACAUUCUGGUGGUCUGUUGGUACUGUAACAACUCUAGGAUACGGAGAUCAUUAUCCCCAGACCUUAGCAGGAAAACUCGUGGGCGGCGCUCUGUCUAUCAUUGGGGUUUUAAUUCUCGCUUUGCCAGUAUUCUUGUUUGUAACCAAUUUCAAAAAGGUUUUGGGCACGCACUUUUCUUUGGUGAAUGAUGACGAUGAUGGAACCGAUCAGGAAGAUUUCCGCAGGCAUCGUCUUGGUAUUCGACGUUUGAACUUUAGCUGAUUUUUUUUCGUGGGUUUAAAGCAGAAAAAGCGCUUGAAUAUAACACAGCCGCCAUGCAGGUACAUGAGCCAGGCACCUGACGAUCAGGAAGGAAUUGAAACCAAAUAGAAAUUCAAAGGAAUAAAUGC
Molecule: messenger RNA, 1354 nt
Organism: Actinia tenebrosa (Australian red waratah sea anemone)
Lineage: Eukaryota; Metazoa; Cnidaria; Anthozoa; Actiniaria; Actiniidae
Product: potassium voltage-gated channel subfamily A member 1-like
Biological process (GO): protein homooligomerization; potassium ion transmembrane transport; action potential
Cellular component (GO): voltage-gated potassium channel complex; membrane
Molecular function (GO): delayed rectifier potassium channel activity; protein binding
Source: RefSeq, a predicted model, not a curated record